AUCGUUUGCAGAUAAUUUUCAAAAGCGAAUUCUCAUGUUGUAAAAAGAAGUAAACGCUUAAAACCAAAAAAGAAAAAAAGAAGAAUACAAAAUGAAAUUCAGCGAUGUGAAGUACAAGCUUAUGAACGGUGAAGUUCCAACGCUUCGAUCGCAUGGCCCAGCGGCAAGAAAGUUCAACGUCGUAACGCUUUUCUUCGGUGUUGCUUUGGGAUUUUUCCUUGCAAUUCUCAUGGAAUUCUCACCAAAUCGUUCCUUUUCAAAGUCAGAUUACGCGCCUAUGCACGGUGACCCACAUUUUGGACAUGAUCUCUCCAAUGCCUUUGGACCAGAGGGAGAUGUUGGAUUUCAUGAAAUUCACGAUGAUACUCAUGCUUAUGAAAACACUACCGUUGCACGUCAGCUUUACAAUGAAGUGAAAAUACUCUGUUGGGUGAUGACAAGCCCAAAAAAUCACAAGAAAAAAGCCAUUCAUGUGAAAAAAACUUGGGGCAAACGAUGCAACAAAAUUCUUUUUAUGAGUUCAACUAAAGACCCUGAGUUAGAUUCUGUUGCUUUGCCAGUAAGUGAAGGUAGAAAUAAUCUGUGGGCUAAAACAAAAGAAGCCUUCAAAUAUGUUUAUCAACAUCAUCUUGAUGAAGCUGAUUGGAUCUUGAAGGCUGAUGAUGACACAUACGUUGUCGUUGAGAAUCUCCGAUUCAUGUUGUAUCAAUACUCACCUAGUCAACCAAUAUAUUUUGGCUGUAAAUUUAAGCCAUAUGUUAAGCAGGGUUAUAUGUCGGGCGGAGCUGGGUAUGUUCUGAGUCGACAAGCCGUAAUUCGAUUUGUGGAAGAAGGAAUUCCUGACAAGUCAAAGUGUCGUCAAGAUGCCGACGGUGCUGAAGAUGUUGAGCUGGGACGAUGUCUUGAGAAAGUGAAUGUCAUUGCGGGCGAUUCACGUGAUUCAAAUGGACGUGGAAGAUUUUUUCCUUUCGUUCCGGAACAUCAUCUCAUUCCUGGUCACGUUGAUAAGAACUUCUGGUACUGGAAGUACAUUUAUUAUGACUCGAAAGAGGGAAUGGAUUGCUGUUCAGAUAACGCCAUUUCAUUCCAUUAUGUGUCACCGAAUCAAAUGUACGUGCUCGAAUAUCUCAUUUAUCAUUUGCGUCCUUAUGGCCUUAUCACAAAUCCCCAACCAUUACCCAAAAGAAUAUCCCUCGUGGAGCUAGUGAAAGACGCAUCACUGCCAGCUAGAACUGACGACAACACUUCCGACAAGAGCAAAGCUGACGAAUAAUCUUAUCUUGUUUUAUUAAAUCAUCAUCAUCUCUGAAUUGCCAUAACUUUUCAACUUAUUUCCCAAAUAAAAAUAAUGAGAAAAAUUAGAAACAAGGAGCGUUAGUUACCAUAAAGUCGUGAGAGUCUCACAUCUUAUCUACUUAGCGAAAUAAAUUUCAUUGUAAGCAAAAUACAAAAAAAAUUAUUUAGGGAAAAUGACCAUCGCUGUUUGUGAACUAAAUCAAAGGAACGAAUGAACAAGAAAACAAAAUCAUAUUCUCGAAAGUGAUAAAAGAAAUGAAAUAAUAAGGAAUUAACAUUAAUUGAGAUAAAUAUCAUAAAAUAAUCAGCUAGAAAAAAAGUUGAGUGGGAGUUUUAGUAGAACAAAAUAUUUCUAUUGUUUUUUCUUUCUUUUUUAAUCUCAAUGUUGAUGUGUGAAAAUGAAUACCAAAGAGAUUUCGUUUUUGUAGAAAUUUAUUUUAGUUUGUACCAAAAAACAAAAUUCUUGUGUUUAUUACUAAAAAGUCUGCAAAUCUCGAGUGAAUUUUUAAUUUUCCAAACUUUUUAAGUUGAAAAAAAUAACAAAAAUUCAUAAAUUCCAAAAGAUUCUGACAAUUAAAUUUUCGUAUCUCUUAACUAUAGAAAUCAUUAAACAUCUCAAACUUUUGCUGUAAUUAUGUUGUUUAUCCGUAAGUUUUGUAAGAUAAUGGUUGUAAACUGAAUAUUGUAAGCCAUUUAUUGAUUAACGAAAGUGUAUUCAAGACAUAACGUUUGAAUAAAAAUUUUCUGCUUUUUACAAAUCAUCAAAAACUUUGCACUUUAAGUACUCACUGAAUUUCCUUCUUCUCUUAAUGCUAUUCAAUAAUUUUCAUGCCUUGACCUUUUUCAAAAUCAAAUAUUUAUGAUUCUCAUAUUUUUUC
Messenger RNA from Clunio marinus, 2174 nucleotides. NCBI's taxonomy places the organism in Eukaryota, Metazoa, Arthropoda, Insecta, Diptera, Chironomidae. The record is from the annotation of a GenBank genome assembly.